UAUUGUCGUCUACGCCAAAAAUCAUAUUUCUCUCUCCUAUGGUACCGUGAAGGCUCACGACACUGUUGUUUCUUUCUUCAACAAAACAAAGAUUUUCACAGCUUUCAAAGGGGAAUCGUUUAGUUUUCAUCAGAUCCUCUCGAUUGAUUGCAAUAUUGGAUUCACCCCAACAUUCAUCACAAUUGCAGCUAUGGCAACAACCAAGGUGUAUGUAGUGUAUUACUCGUUAUACCGUCAUGUCGAGAUCAUGGCGAGGGAAGUGCAAAGGGGGGCUAAUUCGGUUCAAGGUGUUGAGGCUACAAUUUGGCAGGUACCUGAGACACUAUCCGAUGUAAUACUGCAAAAGAUGAAGGUGCCGGCUAAAGCGGCUGAUGUACCGGAGAUUAGGCCAGAACAGCUUCUGGAUGCUGAUGGUUUUCUCUUUGGGUUCCCUUCUCGUUUUGGUGUGAUGGCAGCUCAGUCCAAGGCUUUCUUUGAUGCUACUAGUGAGCUGUGGAAACGCCAAGCACUUGCCGGCAAGCCUGCUGGUAUCUUCUGGAGUACUGGUUUCCACGGAGGAGGUCAAGAACUCACUGCAUUAACUGCUAUAACACAGUUAGCACAUCAUGGUAUGAUAUAUGUGCCUCUUGGAUACACUUUUGGGAGUGGCAUGUUCGAGAUGAGCGAGGUAAAGGGUGGAUCCGCUUAUGGUGCCGGCACUUACGCAGCCGAUGGAUCCCGUGAACCCACAGAGCUAGAGCUCCAACAGGCCUUUCACCAAGGUAAAUAUGUUGCUGAAAUCACCAAGAAACUCAAGAACAAGACAACCUGAUGGAUAUCAAUUUCGACAGAGUCCAGAGACCAACAAAAGGACAACAUUAACUCUGAUGCUCACGUAUCCCUGCACUAUUCUAUUCUUACCGUAUGCUUGGAUUGAAAAGAAAAUGAAAUAAAAAGGAACGAAAAACAAGCAAGUGAAUUGAAUGAAGAUCCACCUUCCAUUUAUACUCUUCCUUUUCGUCUGUCAUUUCCUCAAGUCUCACUCUCACUUCACUUUCACCAUCCACUACCUUUCCAACAGUUUUCUUGAUGCCAUCGGCCAUCACAAGUUCAUCACUAUCAUUCCUAUUGUCCAUUCUCAUCGGGAUCACUAGCCCUUGUUCGUUCGCCGUCAUGAAUGCAUUAAGCUGUUGUUCGACAUACGUAGACCAUGUUAUAAUCUUUACAAGCCAUAAUGAAUGC
Molecule: messenger RNA, 1221 nt
Organism: Hibiscus syriacus
Lineage: Eukaryota; Viridiplantae; Streptophyta; Magnoliopsida; Malvales; Malvaceae
Product: probable NAD(P)H dehydrogenase (quinone) FQR1-like 3
Exons: 5
Coding region: 191-811 (206 amino acids)
Molecular function (GO): NAD(P)H dehydrogenase (quinone) activity; FMN binding
Source: RefSeq, a predicted model, not a curated record